Molecule: messenger RNA, 2617 nt
Organism: Gossypium raimondii (Peruvian cotton)
Lineage: Eukaryota; Viridiplantae; Streptophyta; Magnoliopsida; Malvales; Malvaceae
Product: cellulose synthase-like protein G3
Exons: 6
Coding region: 55-2286 (743 amino acids)
Biological process (GO): plant-type primary cell wall biogenesis; cellulose biosynthetic process
Cellular component (GO): trans-Golgi network; plasma membrane
Molecular function (GO): cellulose synthase (UDP-forming) activity; mannan synthase activity
Source: RefSeq, a predicted model, not a curated record
UGUUGUAUUCAUCGUAUCACAAGCUUCCAUAUUAGCUACCCAAGAACAAGAAGUAUGGAAGGCCGGGGUUUAAGAGCAGGGUUCACAGCCGAUGCUCCUCCCCUGCUUCACAUGUCUGAACCAUUGCGGCGGAAGGCCUUCAACCGCCUCUUCGCGGUGGUUUACUUCUCUGCCAUUCUGGCUCUACUCUACCGCCAUGUCCAAAACCUAUUCCUCCACCCCACCACCAGCUUCCUCUCUUUCUCCAUCACCCUUUUUUUGUUUAUCUCUGAUCUCGUUCUUGCCUUCAUGUGGGCUUCGGCACAAGCUUUCCGGAUGUCGCCUAUCCGUCGUAAAGAGUUCCCUCAAAACCUAAAACAAAUCAUCAAAGACGAAGAUUUUGUAGGAUUAGACGUGUUCAUAUGCACGGCUGAUCCUUACAAGGAGCCUCCGAUGAAUGUAGUGAACACGGCAUUGUCAUUGAUGGCUUAUGAUUAUCCGACAGAAAAGAUUUCGAUCUAUGUUUCGGAUGAUGGAGGGUCGGUUUUGACUCUGUUUGCUUUCAUGGAGGCUGCUAAGUUUGCAAGGUAUUGGUUACCGUUUUGCAGGCAACACAACAUAAUGGAAAGGAGCCCUCAUGUUUAUUUUGAAUCUAAUUCCCAUCAUCCUUCUAUCCCUCAGUUUGAGAAGAUCAAGAUGAUGUAUGAGGAUAUGAAAAUGAAGGUAGAACAUGUGAUAGAUAAAGGUGAAGUUAUUGAGGAAUACAUAAGUGAUGAUCAACAACAUCAAGCUUUUAAUAAAUGGACCAAAAGUUUUUGUCGUAUGGAUCACCCCACUGUCAUUCAGGUUAUCUUAGAUAAGAGCAAAGACACAGAUAUUUCAGGCCAAUUAAUGCCAAAUCUCAUUUAUGUCUCUCGAGAGAAAAGUAAGACUUCACCCCACCACUUCAAAGCUGGCGCUCUUAAUGUUUUGUUACGUGUAUCGGCUGUUAUGACGAAUGCGCCAAUAAUCUUAACUCAAGAUUGCGACAUGUAUUCAAAUGAUCCCCAAACACCUCUUCGUAUACUGUGUUAUUUCUCAGACCCUGCAUUAAAAUCAAACUUAGCAUUCAUUCAAUUCCCCCAACGAUUUCAUGGCCUUAACAGAGAUGACAUUUAUGCUUCCGAGUAUAAACGUCUCUUCAAAAUCAAUUCUAUGGGUUUUGAUGGGCUAAAGGGCCCAAAUUAUGUUGGAUCUGGUUGCUUUUUUCGAAGACGAGCUUUAUUAGGAGGCCCAUCAACUCCAGUGCCACCUGAGAUCCCAGAACUCGGUCCGGACCAUGUGGUAAGAAAGCCCAUUAUAUCUCAAGAAAUUUUGUCACUAGCACACCGUGUUGCAGGUUGCAACUAUGAGAACCAAACUGGAUGGGGCUCUCAGAGUGGCUUUAGAUAUGGAUCAUUGGUUGAGGACUUUUACACAGGGUAUAGGCUUCAGUGUGAAGGAUGGAAGAGCUUAUUUUGCAACCCUGAGAGGGCUGCAUUUUUAGGGGAUGUCCCAAUCACCCUUUUUGAUGUACUUAGUCAAUGCAAAAGAUGGUGCAUUGGCUUGUUUGAAGUAGCUUUCUCCAAAUAUAACACUCUCAUCUUUGGUUCUCAAUCUAUGGGUGUUUUAAUGAGCCUAGCUUAUUCUCACUAUGCAUUAUGGCCCAUUUGGUGCAUUCCAGUCACCUUUUAUUCUUUCCUCCCUCAGCUAGCACUCCUCAAUCAAGUCGGUAUCUUCCCAAAGAUAACGGAACCAUGGUUUUUCCUGUACGUUUUUCUUUUCCUUGGCGCAUACGGGCAAGAUUUCUUAGAUUUUGUCCUUGAUGGAGGCACUGUCCGAAAGUGGUGGAAUGCGCAAAGGAUGUGGAUGAUAAGAGGACUGUCAUGUUACUUAUUUAGUUCAAUUGAGUACUUGUUGAAGUCAGUAGGGAUUUCCACACAUGGUUUUAGCCUAACAAGCAAGGUGGUUGAUGAUGAACAAAGCAAGAGAUAUGGCCAAGGCAUUUUUGAGUUUGGGGUCCCAUCCCCAUUGUUUGUACCAUUAACAGUGGCAGCAAUAAUCAACUUGUUCUCGUUCCUAUUAGUAUUGACACAAUCUUUUAGUGGAAAAAAUACGGAAGGCCUCUGUUUGCAGAUGAUUUUAACUGGUUCCAUCGUCUUGAAUUGCCUACCAGUUUAUGGAGCCAUUGGCUUAAGGAAUGAUGCAGGGAAAAUGCCAACCCAAAUUACUAUUAUCUCAACAUUUGUGUCGGUGGCUCUCUGUUAUGCCUCUUCACUUUGUUUGUGAAGUAUUAAUGAGUGUUUUAAAUACUAAAAAUAAGGCCUUUUCUAGUGAAAUAUUGGAAACUAGGAUCUUUGUAUUCCUUUUUUAUUUAUUUAUGGUUUUUUUGGUAUGUUGAUAUUUGUUUUAUUGUUUAUCUCCCAAUGGUUUUUUGCUUUGUAUUCUUACUGAUGAAUACUGCCUUGCUUCUUUUAUCAUGUUCUCUUGGGGUUUGUAAGAUUAGAAAAUUUGAAGCCAUUGGGCUCGUUUUAGCUGAGGUUCAAUGAGAAGAGAAAGAAAUGGCCAAGGAGUGGCGCCCAAGCUGUUCCGUUUGGUUGGUCUUGGGCCUAUUGCGCAA